Messenger RNA from Nematocida major, 243 nucleotides. RefSeq lists its product as uncharacterized. NCBI's taxonomy places the organism in Eukaryota, Fungi, Microsporidia. The record is from RefSeq and is a predicted model, not a curated record. The transcript has a single exon. The coding region runs from base 1 to 243 and encodes 80 amino acids.
AUGCAAAAAAAAAGAGCAUGUGCGCCCAGGGAAACGGCAGUUGACAGAUUCCUCAGAGGGCUAGUGGGACGGGAGGUGGAAGUAGUGAUUUUCACGGGGGAGGCGUACGCAGGCGUGCUUCUUGAGUACAACUCGCGGGGGAGCGUGCUGGUCCAGCUUCCGGCAGAGAUCAAGCAAAACAAACAAGUGCUUGUUCGGUACAGCAGCAUAGUGUAUAUUGCGCAUAAAAAUAAGAAAAAGUGA